Messenger RNA from Telopea speciosissima, 699 nucleotides. Its product is annotated as secreted RxLR effector protein 161-like. Bases 1 to 699 code for a protein of 232 amino acids. The transcript has a single exon. The record is from RefSeq and is a predicted model, not a curated record. Lineage: Eukaryota; Viridiplantae; Streptophyta; Magnoliopsida; Proteales; Proteaceae.
AUGAAGGACAAGCCUUAUGCUUUAGCCGUUGGAAGCUUGAUAUAUGCACAGGUGUGUACUCGACCUGACAUCGCCUUUGCAGUUAGCGUGCUUGGUAGGUUCCAGUCUGAUGCUGGUUUGGCUCAUUGGACUGCUGCUAAGAAGGUGAUGCGGUACUUACUGAGGACCAGAGAUUUCAAGCUUGUCUACAGAAGAGAUGAGAGACUUGAGGUGGUCGGCUACUCAGAUUCAGAUUUCAGUGGUUGUACUGAUGAUAUGAAGUCAACCUCUGGAUAUGUCUUCUUGAUGGGUGGAGGUGCAAUUUCAUGGAAAAGUGUCAAACAGACUAUUAUUGCUUCAUUCACCAUUCAGGCAGAGUUUGUGGCAUUGUUUGAGGCGACUACGCAGGCAGUAUGGUUGAGAAAUUUCAUUGCAGAAUUGAGGGUUGUUGACACCAUCUCCAAACCUUUGCAGCUCUGGUGUGACAACAACUCUGCAGUCAUUUUCUCAAAGAACAACAAGAAGUCCAACAGCUCAAAGCACAUUGAAAUAAAGUAUCUUCUGGUCAGGGAGAAAGUGAUUGAGGGAGAAGUUGAUGUUGCACACAUUCCUAUUGAGAAGAUGGUGGCUGAUCCUCUCACCAAGGCUCUUUCAGUGGGAGUGUUCAGGGGUCAUGUUACUCGUAUGGGACUAGUAGAGUCUUUUGAUAUGCUUGUUUAG